CCGUUUAAGGCUGCCCUAUCCUCCCUCCGGAUUCCCUUCCACUCUUCAAGCCCCUCUUUUUCCUUUUGCUCCCCCCUCGACUCCCGCCCCUAUCCCCUCCUACCCCUUCCUCCCCUUCCCUCCCCACCGGCCUCUCCCAACAGCACCAUGCCGCCCAAGCCCCAGACGGUCCGCCGGCGCUCGGCCCCGGCCAAGCCGAUGGCCCUGACCAAGGAGGCACUUGCCCUGCAUGACCGCAUCCAAAAUGAGAUGUUCGAGGAGCAGAAGGAGCAGCUGGCUCUGCGCAAGCGCCUGGAGGCGCGCCGGCGCCUGUCCGGCCAGCCGGACUCCGAUGAUGAGGACCUCCUGCCGCUGGGCGGCAAUGCCAUGACCACUGACGACGGCGCCGCCGCCCCCUCGACCGGCGCCGCCGCGCCGACCGACCCGGCCGACCCGUUCGAUGUCAUCCGGCGCCAGCUCCACUCGACCCUGCCGAGCCACCGGAACAAUGUGGCCAUCCUGGCGGCCGUCGAGGAGACCAUCGCCGCUCAGGGCUUCGACCGGACCCCGACCGCCUACUUCGGUGCCCUUGUGAGCCUGCUGGCCGGGCAGGUGGCCGAGGCCGAUGCGCUGCCCGUCCGGGCGACCGGCGGUCGCCAGCGCCGCGGCAAGGCCCCACUCAACUCCAAUGACGAUGAGUCGGCCAUCUGGAAUGCGAUUGUCCUGCUUCUGUCGCUGAUCAUCAGCCGGGUUGAGGCGUCGGUCCUCUGCGCUCGGUACGCCGACCUGGCGCAGCUCUUCUCCAAGGCCCUGGGCCACUAUGUGGAGUCAUCGGCCACCACGCGUGCCCUGUUGGAGUGUCUGGCUCGUCUGCUCGGGGCCAUCGAGGCCCCCAUGUGGACGCUGUCCACGUCCACCGCUCUGGUGGGCCAGAUGGUCAGCCUGUGCAUGGACCAGCGGCCGAAGGUCCGCCGCAAGGCGGUCGACACGCUGACCGCCCUGUAUGCCGGGCUUGGUCCGAAUGCGGUGGCCAGCGCGCGGCCCAUCUUCCACAAGGAAGUCGCGGCCCUCUUUGCCACGCUGCACACCGAGUACACCGCCCUGGCCCAGCAGGCGUCCAUCGCCUCGGCCGCUCAGCAGGACCCCCUGAACAACCUGACCGCGGGCGAUGACAACAUGGAGGACGUCGAGGCCGGCAGCAACCCGGCCAUGGCCCUGCUCUCCAGCAAGCUCAUGCACCUGAUGCGUCUGCUGCAGGACAUCUUCAAGCAUCUUGGCCGUUCCGAUGAUGCCUUCCUCAUGAAGCCGCUGCUGGUUCUGGACGAGGUGUACCGCGGCCUGGAGGAGGAUGAGCAGCCCCACUUGCAGAAGGAGAUCGAGCAGACUCUGCAGGCCGGCUGCCUGUCCUUCGGCCCGGAGAUGCUGCUGGCGUCGCUGCCGCUGAACAUUCGCCGUUCGGAGAUCGAGUCCGGCAAGGUCAGCCGCCCGUGGCUUCUCUACGUCAUUCGCAACCACAUUCCUCAGGGAUCCUCGAUGGCCUACUUUGUGCAGAACAUCGUUUCUCUGGCGAACGACAUGAAGGCUGAGCAGGAGGCCCUGAUCGCCAAUGGCCAGCCCAUGGUGGCCGUGCAGUUCCGCAGUCUCUUUUUGCAGCUGUGGGCCCUGUUCCCCGGGUUCUCCAAGCUCCCAAGCGAUUUGGAGCACUUCCGCAACAUCGCCCGCGAUGUGGGCACCUUGAUCCAGACGGAGGAUGACCUGCUGAUUGAUGCGUGCCACGGGCUGCAGGCCCUGGUGUCUUCUGGCCUGGGUGCGUCGGAGGAGCGGGCGGCUCAUGUCCGCGCGGUGCUCGGCCCCUUCGCCAAGAACUACAUGCCGCUGCUCUUCAACCGGAUUAUGGGCGCGGCGUCGCAGUUCCAGGACCCGCUGGUUGGGACCAUUCGCGAGUACUCGCGCCUGACGGAUCCCGAGCUUCUUGACUCCUUCGUUAGCCGGUGCAUUGCUCGCCUGACCAGCGCCGAGUCCGACGACAACACUCGGGACAUGAUGCUCACCCUGUCGAUCGCCAUGUCCCCUUCGAUGAACCUCGAGUCUAAGGCUCGCAUUUUCCAGGCACUGCCGACCUUCCUGGCGUGCGAGGAUGCCAUGCUUCAGAAGCGCGCCUACCGGUGCCUGCUCACCGUGUCCGAUAAUGUCGGGCAUAUGGUCAUCAGUUCGGCGCAGGCCUCGGCCGUGCUCGGGUCCCUUCUGACCCUGGAGUCGGUCAGUGCCGGUGCCAAGCGCGACCGUCUGCGCUGCAUGCUGGCUCUGCUUACGCGCAUGGAUGAUCCGGCCUUCCUGGCGGCCGUGCCGUCUGUCAUGCCGGAGGCCAUCCUCGGCUGCAAGGAGGUCAACGAGAAGACCCGCCGCACGUCCUACGACCUGCUGACCGAUGUCGGCAAGCGCAUGGCUCAGCUCGGCUCGACCCCCCUGUGCCUGGAGAACCCGGAUGCCAGCCUGAAUGGCUUCUUCAAGAUGACGAUUGCCGGCCUGGCGGCCAACAGCCCGCACAUGAUCAGUGCCACGGUUUAUGCCCUGUCGACCCUGGUCUUCCAGUUCUGUGAUCAAAUGGAGCUCAGCACCUUGUCGGUUGUCAUCGACACCAUCCUGCUGAUCCUCAAGUCCAAGACCAAGGAGAAUGUCAAGGCCGCCAUCGGCUUUGUCAAGGUGAUGGCCGUGCGGGUGCCGGCCGAGCGCCUGGGUGCCCACCUGCCGGGCAUCGUCGAGGGCCUGCUGGUGUGGGCCGAUGAGCACUCGCAUCACUUUAAGAUUCGCGUGCGGGAGAUCAUCGAGCGCCUGGUGCGGAAGUUUGGUUACCAGAUUAUCGGCAACCUCAUCCCGGCCGAGCACCAGAAGCUGCUGGACUACAUCCGGAAGUAUCGUGUUCGGGAGUCGGUCUUCGGCGAGGGCAACACCGCCGAGGACAAUGAGGAGACCAUGGCCUUCGACUCGUCGCUGUCCAUCGGCGGCCGGUCGGCCCGGCGCCUGGCCUCCACCUCGACCCUGGGUCGGAAGCGCGGCCGCGGCGAGGAGGAGGAUACCCUCGAGGGGCUGGAGGAUCUGGCCAUCGAGACCGACAGCGAGGAUGAGGCGGUGUCCGUGCACACCACCCGCACGGCCCGGUCCAUGGCCCGGUCGCUUAAGUCCACUCAGUCCGCCAAGACCACCAAGACCACGGCCACCAACAAGACCUCCAAGUCGGUGGCCAUGUCGGUGUCCGGCAAGUCGGUGUCCGGCAAGUCGGUGUCCGGCAAGUCGGUGUCCGGCAAGUCGGUGUCCGGCAAGUCGAUGGCUGCUACCACCCGGUCCUCGGGGGCCCUGUCCACCAUGAGCAAGUCUGUGCGUGGCAAGCGCGCGCCGCAGCCCACCCCCCUGCAGCGGGCCAUGGAGGAUGCCUCCAAGUACAAGUCCAAGCGUGGCUUCGGUGAUGUCAAGAUUGCCGACCAGCCCGACCCGUAUGCCUACCUGCCGCUGAACCCCAUGGCCCUGUCCAAGCGCCGUGGUACCAAGCACAAUGUCGAGAUGCAGGAUGCCCUGAGCGUCGCGCUCAAGAGCAACCCCCGCGGUGCCAAGGCUCGUGCCCUGCAGCCGGAGCGCAAGCGUCGCCGCAAGUGAGCUGCAUGGCGUGCGUGCGUGCGUGCGUGCG
Molecule: messenger RNA, 3661 nt
Organism: Fonticula alba
Lineage: Eukaryota; Rotosphaerida; Fonticulaceae
Exons: 5
Coding region: 148-3630 (1160 amino acids)
Source: RefSeq, a predicted model, not a curated record